AAAGCAUGGCAUCCUUCAGCAUGUGCACUCGAAUGAUACGGCCGAUUUCUCUUAUCAGGGGCCUUAUCCCUGCUCGUAUUCAAUUACACAGAUUAGGGCAGCCGCUGUCAACAACAGCAACAGAAACUAACUCUAACAAGGACACGCCACCUGAAGACUCUGGGGACUCAAAGUCAGAAGGCGGUCCAUCAGAGGCAGAAUUGAAACUUACACAGGAGAAAGAGAAACUACAGUCAAAUUAUAAAGAAUUAGAGGACAAAUACAAGCGGGCGCUUGCCGAGACCGAGAAUGUUCGACUACGGAUGAAGAAGCAGAUCGAGGACACCAAACUAUUUGGAAUCCAGGGAUUUUGUAAGGACCUACUAGAAGUAGCGGACAUUCUUAAACAAGCAACAGAAAGUGUGCCCAAGGAGGAAUUAAAUGGCAAUAACCCACACCUGAAAAGUUUAUUUCAGGGACUCACUAUGACGGAAGAUCAAUUGAAAAAGGUUUUUAAACGUAAUGGCUUGGUGAUGAUCAAUCCAGAACAAGGGGAGAAGUUUGAUCCUCAUGUUCAUGAGGCGCUGUUCGAACAGCCGUUAGAAGGAAAACCGGCCGGCACGAUAGCCGUGGUGACCAAGACAGGAUAUAUGUUACAUAGUCGUACCCUUAGGCCUGCUUUAGUCGGUGUUGUGAAGAGCACAUCAUAGUACAUGUAAUUGUCAGUGCAGCACUUCAAGGACAUUGGAACUGCUGACACUUUGUUUUGGCAUGUUGACAUUUGGUCCUCGUGUGAAGAUACCUGCGAUGGGAAACAUUCUGUCUUCAGUUUGUAUAAUUGGAAAAUUGAAAUUGAGAAUAUGAUCCGAUAGGGAAAUGCUGGAUGUGGAAAAAAGUGGUGUCGAGUAGCACUUUAGCUGCAAAUUGCUCCACAGAUGGUGAGAAAUUUCGAAAUGCAUUUCCAUUGAAAUAGGUAAUCAAUAUCAACUUUCAUCAAAUCAUUGAAAAUCUCAAAAAUCUAUAUCUAGUCUUCAUGACCUUGCACUUGCAGGUCUUCAUGGCUUUUUACAUUGUUAUUAAAAAGAACAUCUGCAUAAAUUCGGUGUGCAUGGUCUAGAUAGGCCUUCAUACAUGUACUGCCAGAAAGCAGUCAUCGAAAUAUUUCCCCUUCAAAUUGGUCUUUGGAGUAAGGGUGUUUGACUGGAUAAGGUUAUCCUCACAAUCCGUAGUCCAUGAUGUUGGUCUUUGGAAUGCAGGUGUAGUCCGGUUGAAUGGACAAUCAUGGUGUUCCAAUCAUUCAAUAGUCCAUGAUGUUGGUAAUAAGCUAAUCUUAGCUUUGUGAUAUCAAUUGUCUGAUGUUGUAUCCUAUACAGUGGAACCACCCAUAGCAGGCACCUCUGCUCUAAGGACACACUCUUAAAGGACGCUAUAUUUGGUCCCAGUUUUGUCAUUUCCAUAUAAUUUCACCUGUGUGAUCAGGACACCUCUCAAUUAAGGGCAGCAGUUGUCAGCCCCUAGGGUGUCCUUUAUUGAGAGGUUCUACUGUAUUUGCAUCCUGGUUAACAAUGAUUUGGUCAGUGUAUAUUUAUAGAUUUAUUGGUUGUAUGAAUCCUACAUUCAUAAGUAUGCAUUUCUAGCUGAAAGAUGAAUAUAAAUUCGAAUUCAUAUGAUACUGGUAAAUAUGUUAUCAACAUUAAUAAUAGUAAACAAUAAAAUAUGUAUAAAAUAAGCCGAGUUU
Messenger RNA from Lineus longissimus, 1717 nucleotides. Its product is annotated as grpE protein homolog 1, mitochondrial-like. Gene Ontology annotation, biological process: protein import into mitochondrial matrix; protein folding. The record is from RefSeq and is a predicted model, not a curated record. The transcript is spliced from 3 exons. Gene Ontology annotation, cellular component: PAM complex, Tim23 associated import motor. Bases 6 to 689 code for a protein of 227 amino acids. Lineage: Eukaryota; Metazoa; Nemertea; Pilidiophora; Heteronemertea; Lineidae. Gene Ontology annotation, molecular function: adenyl-nucleotide exchange factor activity; protein-folding chaperone binding; protein homodimerization activity.